This is a messenger RNA of Dendroctonus ponderosae (mountain pine beetle), 2738 nucleotides long. It is a transcript of the gene Kap3, whose product is annotated as kinesin-associated protein 3. Bases 171 to 2618 code for a protein of 815 amino acids. The record is from RefSeq and is a predicted model, not a curated record. Gene Ontology annotation, molecular function: kinesin binding. Gene Ontology annotation, biological process: cilium organization; microtubule-based movement. NCBI's taxonomy places the organism in Eukaryota, Metazoa, Arthropoda, Insecta, Coleoptera, Curculionidae. Gene Ontology annotation, cellular component: kinesin II complex; axoneme; ciliary transition zone. The transcript is spliced from 2 exons.
UUAUGGGGGUAUGUUCUGUGGACAAGACUGACAAGAGAAUCAGCCAAUAGUAUGUAGUCUGUGCAAUAAGCCUUGUUCUAUGCUCUGAUUGUAUUAUGUUUAGACAAUAGCAAAAUUUUUGCACAUUUGCGUCUUCAGUGGCAACUGCAGCACAUUAAAGAAAAUCUAAUAUGGAACCAGACGUGGCAAAGUUCUUGAGAACUGAACGCAAACCAGGAUCGAUUGAUGUUCAUUCCAACAUCGACGCCAUCGUGCUCAGUUACGACGUCCAUGUGCAAAUCCUGGGACCCAAAGACAAUCCCCUGCAUGGCGAGAAGAAAGCCUUGAAGAAAGUAAUCGAACUCCCAAUGAUUAACAGCAGAACUGACUGUCAUGCGCUGGCCAAGGAAGUGGUGAACCAAUGCGAUCUAAUUCACCAUUCCCGGAUUGCUGAAGUCGAGCAAGUAAUUUACUAUCUGAAGAAGAGGAGGCUGCAUGGAUCGGCCAAAGGAGAGCACGACAAGAACGGCGAAGCAAAUAAUCAAGUGGAAGCGAACUACAAUAAUUUGGCUGAUUAUAUUGAUCUGCUGUAUGAGGGCAUGCCUGAAAAGGUAAAAGGCGCCCAGUUGAUUCAGUCGCUUGCCAGAGACCCGGAAAACCUGGAAGCCCUAUCGAAAAACGAAACCCUGAUCAGCGCCCUGGGAAGAGUUCUGCGGGAAGACUGGAAACGAAGCAUUUCGUUAAGCACCCACUUGGUAUUCACCUUUUUCUGCUUCUCCAUGUACUCGUCUUUUCACUUCAUAAUUCUAAAGUGUAAAGUUGGCUCGAUUUGCAUGGAUAUAAUCGACUUUGAACUGCGAAGAUACGACAAGUGGAAAGUGGAACUAGAAGGAGGCAGCGCCCCGGCUGAUCAACCAAUAGUGAAAAAACCCUGCCCAAGCAGUGCCAGUAUGUCCGAAAUUCCCCGAAGUCGGAUUCCUGAGCCAGUGCGGCCGAAGUCCGGACAUUUUUCUGAUGUGAACAUGAAAGCGGUAAUGGAGGCAAACAAGAAUGGUGCAGAAAAAGCCAAGUCUCUUGAUGGGAGCUUGUACGAUGACCUCACCACUUCCAUGGAAAGCUUGGACGAUAAGCGCCUGAAUCCCGAACAGAAAAUGAAGAAGUUUAGGACGCUGGUCAAGAAGCAGGAGCACCUUCUUCGAGUAGCGUACUACUUGCUGCUGAAUAUAGCUGAAGAUGAAACUGUCGAGGAAAAAAUGUCCAAGAGAAAUAUUGUAGGGCUGCUAGUAAAGGCCCUGGAAAGGAGCAACGAUGACUUGCUGAUAUUGGUGGUCACUUUUCUGAAGAAACUGUCAAUAAUGCAGUGUAAUAAGGACAUGAUGGCCAAUUACAAUGUAGUAGAGAAGCUGCCGAAGAUGCUGGAUUCACGCAGCGCGGACCUAGUUCAUCUCACAUUGAAGCUACUGUUCAACUUGUCUUUCGACAACAAAUUGCGUAGCAAGAUGAGCAAGAGCGGCUUGAUUCCAAAAGUUGUUAAAUUCAUGGGGGACGAUCGGCAUCAAGAAGUCGUCCUGAAACUGCUCUACAAUCUGAGCUACGAUGGAGACUCCAAACACCAUUUCGCCGACUCAAUCGGACUGAUCGUGGACAUGCUGCUGUUAAAUGCAGGCAACGAGGGUGAUAAAGUCAUGAUAGCGCUGUUCAUAAAUUUGGCCGCCCAUCCAGAAAUAUCGCAGCAGAUGAUCAAAGAAAACCGACUGCAGUCAAUGAUAACUCGAGCGUUUACCUUCGAAGACCCCAUUCUGAUGAAAUUGAUACACAACAUCUCGAACAAUGUAUACAUAUGCUCGUCGUUCAUAGAAUUCGUCGGCGAUAUCGCGAAAGCGAUAGUUAGGUCGAAGAAUCUGGACUUCGUAACCGAAUGUAUUGGGAUACUAAGUAAUUUGCAUUUGCCCGACUUGGAUUGGGCGGAAAUAUUCAAGCAUUUUGGCAUGGCCGACUGGAUCAUACAUACUAUUAGCAUGAACAACACUGACCCUGAGCUAGUCCUGCAAGUGAUAGUGUUGUUAGGAACAGCGGGAGCGGAUGAGAAUUGCGCGCACGUCUUGUGCGAGAGCGGAAUUAUAAUCACACUGAUAGACUUGCUGAAAACGCACCAGGAGGAUGAUGAAAUAGUGCUCCAGAUCGUCUACGUGUUUUACACCACGCUGUGGCACGAAAGCAAUGUGGAAUACAUCAUUACGAAGACCCACGUGCCUGCUUACUUAAUAGACUUGUUGCAGGACAACAAUAAGAACAUCAGGAAAAUCUGCAACAUGUGCCUGAACAUCAUCUCGGCGCACAACAACUCCUGGGCGGACAGGAUCAGAAUUGAGAAAUUCCGGCAUCAUAACGCUCAGUGGCUGCAAAUGGUUGACUCGCAGCAGUUGGAUCCGGAGGAAGAGGACGAAGAAGACGAACUACCUCCAUACUUGAACACUGAAUAUCUAAGUCAAGCGGUUGUUCGUCCAGUCACUGCAGCCAGUAAGCUCGAUGACAUGGAACUUCUAGAGGACAAAGAAGUGGAUUACGAUUACUUUUCAAAUAAUCAUAGAACGGACGGCUCGGACGUUCUCGAUGAUUAUGAUAUGGAAGACCUGUAAGCAAGUGCGCUUACUUAACGCUAUUGAUCUGAUCUAGUCACAACGUUACCGAUAUUUCUGUAAGCUUUAAUUACUCCAGCAAAUAUUUAUGAUUAAUUAAUAAUAAACGCAGCAGUAUUA